Sebastes umbrosus (honeycomb rockfish) is the source of this 3725-nucleotide messenger RNA. RefSeq names its product YTH N(6)-methyladenosine RNA binding protein 1 (gene ythdf1). The transcript has 6 exons. Bases 376 to 2232 code for a protein of 618 amino acids. Gene Ontology annotation, biological process: mRNA destabilization. Gene Ontology annotation, molecular function: N6-methyladenosine-containing RNA reader activity; mRNA binding. NCBI's taxonomy places the organism in Eukaryota, Metazoa, Chordata, Actinopteri, Perciformes, Sebastidae. Gene Ontology annotation, cellular component: cytoplasm. The record is from RefSeq and is a predicted model, not a curated record.
UCACCGACGUCACUUCCGCCCCUCAGAGCCCGGAUGAAGCUAACCAGUGGGGCAAGUGAGCAGGGCCACCGAGGCGGGUUGGUGUUUUAAUCUAACGGAGAGGAUUGAAGCCCCGCUGGAUUAAUGUGGACAGGGCAGCGCGGAGAGCCAGCGACGAGCGGAGCAGAGACUCUCCGGUUAACGGCUCCGGUUAACGGUUAUAACGGUUAUAACUGUUAGUAACUGUUAGCAACCACCGCGGAGCAGCUUCCUCUGUUGCUACCACCGCUAGCCUCUCUCUCCUCUCCUCUCCGCACAGCACAGCACAGCACAGCACAGCGAGCACUGGACGUGUUGUCAGGCUUCCUUCAGUCUGUCACAACACCUGGUGGAUGAAUGAUGUCUGCCGCUAGUAUUGACCCUCAGACAUCGAAAGGACAAGAUGCAAGCAAAGGCUUUCCGGUUUCAGUGCAGAACGGCUCCCUCCACCAGAAGGACACAGUACAUGACAAUGACUUUGAGCCUUAUCUCACCAACCAGUCUAAUCAGAACAACAGCUAUCAAUCCAUGACAGACCCGUACCUGUCCAGCUACUAUGCCCCCUCCAUCGGCUUUCCUUACCCUCUCAGUGAGGCUCCCUGGUCUACAGGAGGUGACCCACCGAUCCCCUACCUGACACCCUAUGCCCCCCUCAGCAAUGGAGACCACCACUUCAUGCACGACACGGUGUUUGGGCAGCCGGGUGGGCUCAGCAGCAGCAUCUACCCUCACAGGUUUAACUUUUUCCCAGAGAACCCGGCCUUCUCAGCCUGGGGCACCAGCGGGACUCAGGGCCAGCAGACUCAGAGCUCAGCCUACGGGGGAAGUUACAGCUACCCACCGAGCUCUCUAGGAGGCACCUUAGUCCCCGAUGGCCAGACGGGUUUCCAUAGUGACACCCUGAGCAAGGCUCCAGGUAUGAACAGCCUGGAGCAGGGCAUGCUGGGCCUAAAAAUAGGUGGGGAUGUGACAGGAAGUGGCUCGGGCGUGAAGAGCGCAGGCUCUCUUGGAGGUGGCAGUGUAGCUGCAGCUGUUGCCACGGGCAACGGCGGCACACCAAUUGGAAUGCCCCCGCCGAAACCGACAUCGUGGGCUGCUAUUGCUAGUAAACCUGCCAAGCUGCAGCAACAAAAGGCCAAAAACAAACCUGGCACACCCAUAGCUGGAGGAGGUCUGCCUCCGCCCCCCAUUAAACACAACAUGGACAUCGAUACAUGGGAUAAUAAAGGGGCUGUUACCAAGAUGGCCCCUCCUUUGCCCCCCCAUCACCACCACCACCACCACCAUCACCAACAGCACCAGCCCCAGCUUCACUCCCAUGCUGCCAGUCUCCUGCCCCCCCUUCAACAGUCCAUACAGUCUGCCCAGUCCCUCGUGCAGCAGAUGACCAUGGGUCCUCCACCUCCUCCUCCACAGUCCUACCAGAACCACAACUCCGCUCCAACACCUCAGACCCGUUGGAUAGCCCCACGCAACCGCAACUUGUGCUACGGUGGCGGAAGCUUGGACAGCAGCGGCUCCUCUAACGGUGGCGGUGUUGGUAACGGAGGCGGAGGGGUCGGGGGCGUGCCUCCGGAGCCGGGAGCAGAGUCCCACCCCGUGCUGGAGAAGCUGCGGGCGGCCCACAGUUACAACCCCAAGGAGUUUGACUGGAACCUGAAAAACGGACGCGUGUUCAUCAUCAAGAGUUACUCCGAGGACGACAUCCACCGCUCCAUCAAGUACUCCAUCUGGUGCAGCACAGAGCACGGCAACAAACGUUUGGACUCGGCCUUCAGAGCCAUGAACUCUAAAGGUCCCGUCUACUUGUUGUUCAGCGUCAACGGCAGCGGCCAUUUCUGCGGCGUGGCCGAAAUGCGCUCGCCUGUGGACUACGGCACCAGCGCUGGCGUUUGGGCGCAGGACAAGUGGAAGGGCAAGUUUGAUGUGAACUGGUUGUUUGUUAAGGACGUGCCUAAUAGCCAGCUGCGCCACAUCCGCCUGGAGAACAAUGACAACAAGCCAGUCACCAACUCACGUGACACUCAAGAGGUUCCUCUGGAAAAGGCGAAACAGGUGCUCAAGAUUAUCGCCCAGUACAAACACACCACCUCCAUCUUUGACGACUUUUCCCACUACGAGAAGAAGCAAGAGGAGGAGGAGGUGGUGAAAAAGAGCUAUGAGCCUGCCCCAAUACAGAGCCGAUCCCGAAUGGAUCAGGAUCGUCAGAAGUAAACAGAAGACAGCUGUCGACAUAAUUUAGAUUUAAAAAGGAAACACAAGGACAUAAAGAAAUUGAAAACUAAUAUUUUUUUCUAUUUAAUUCUGUUGACUUUGGCCCACGUCAAAGUGUUGACCCACAAUGCUCCUGGCUCCCAGUCUUUAAGACGUGUGCAGGGAUGAAGCUAGUUCCACCAGUCGAAUCGCUUCAAUAAUCUAUAUUUUCUUGUUUUUUUUUUCUGUAUUUUUUAGCCUUACAAAUCUUUAUCGCUACCCCGAAACUUGCAUUCUUAACUAAAUAUAAGUAACAAAAUAUCUGCACGUCUGUUUUUUGAAAAUCUCUUGACAACAUGCUGCUGAUAUUCAGUGACUGUUCACUUUGUGGUUUGUGUGUUGGAGAAAUGUUAAGUGCUUGUAUUGGUUAAUCUUAAUGAGUGAACAAGACUUUAUUGACAAAUGUCUGCUAUCUGUUUGUGGCCAGUUGUAUUUUAUAUUAUCAGACGGAAAAAAAAUAACUUCUAUAAAAGCCCCUUUUUUUUUAAAUGUGAGGGGUGUUUUACUUUGGUGGGGGAAUGUGAACGCUGAAAGUUUCUGUAUGCAUAGACAUAAUCGUGCAAGGUUGUGACGUUAGAACGCGUAAAUGUUAGGAAAAUAUUUUGAAUAAUGUAUCACCUGGCUUACAGCUGAUUAAAUUUAACAUUAAGGUGGAGAAUAUGUGGGAUGUUGUCUCUCCUAUAGAGCGGAGCCUUAACAUUUCUUUUCAGCACUAAAUUUUUCUUUUUCCAGAACUGUACCUCAAAAUUUUUCAGCUAGAGAUUCAGGGAAAAGAUGUCGCUUAAAAGUGGUCCCUCUCUUUCUUAUUUAAAGGAUGGAAUUAAAAUAUACUGUAUGAGUUCAGGUUUUUAUCAACACAAAAUUUGCUUUCUGUCUUAUUUCCUUGUUUCGGUGACUUUUAUUUCCCUCGUGUUCAAACAGGAAGUCUCUGUUUAUGAAAUUCUGGAGGAAAUGUAGCAUGUACUGCUUUUAAAACUCAAGCCAGGCCUGUCACUUUGUUUAUUUCUUUUUGUUUCUUGUUCUUUCUUAACAAAAAUUAUAAUCUCAGCAUCAUUUUCAUCGCUAUAACCUGUCCACACCAUCCUCAGAAAAAAUGUAAGCUUUAAUGUACUGGCAUUUCUAACUGAGAUCGCCUCGAAAUGUUUAACUGUAGCAUUAUACUUAACUGAUUUAUUGUCAAGUGUAUGAAAACCCAGAGACUAGCCUAUAUGGUAUAUGUUUGUGACUUUUUUUUUUAACUUGCUUGCUGUAUUGUGUGUAUGCAAGAGUGAAAGAAAAGAGAGGGAGUACGAUUGUGGAGCAAUCAGAGUUAUAUUACUGGUAUUGGAUUAUAGAAAAUUUAUGCAAAAAAAUGUUUUAAAGUCACCCCUGAAUUAAAUAUCCAUUGUAUCAGAGGUCACUAUCACAUUCUUAGAUUUGAUCAUGUCCAUUAUUAAAGAUAUACUUAUAUGUUC